AUGUUUUCAGAAGAAGAAGUGACAUCUCGUUGGAAAGAUGAAUAUCGUCGAGAACUGAAAAAAGUUUUACUUCCUUGUUCGGGAGAUGGUCCAAAUAAUUAUAAACCAUCAUGGACCUAUUUUGAGAUGAUGGGUUUUUUGAAAGAUGUGAUGACUCCAGCAGUUAAGUCUGGAAAUUUAUCAACCUGUCACCAAUCUGAAGAUAAAAUUGACGUUGAAAUAGAAGAUGACGACACAAGAGAUACCGAUAUAGAAAAUCCGCCAUCCACAUCGAUAACAUCUAAUGUGUCAGAAAAACAACCACCAUCUAUAUCCGCUUCGUCCACAACUUCUCAACAAGAAAGGGAAAAAGAAUAUCCGAUGCAAGGAACGAAAAGUAUUUGGAAAUAG
Molecule: messenger RNA, 390 nt
Organism: Brassicogethes aeneus
Lineage: Eukaryota; Metazoa; Arthropoda; Insecta; Coleoptera; Nitidulidae
Source: the annotation of a GenBank genome assembly